AUGGCCACCCUCGAGGCAGUCAAGUACUCCCGCGGAAAGCUGCUCGUCCUCGACCAGCUUCGUCUGCCACACGAGCACCACUACGAUGAGGUGAACACGGCCGAGCAGGCGUUCGACUGCAUUCGAGCGAUGCGCGUGCGCGGCGCCCCCGCCAUCGCCAUCGUCGCCGCCCUCGCCCUGGCCGUCGAACUUCACCACGGUGCCUGCAAGGCGACCACUGUCCAAGAUACCAUUAGCUACAUUGACGGCCGCCUAGACUACCUAAAAGAGUCCCGGCCCACAGCAGUCGACCUCUUCAACGCAAUUGCCAAACUCAAGGCCGCCAUCCGCGUAUCCCCCUCUUCCCCUACCGAUAUCAUUUCGACCUUUAUCGCCACUGCCGAAGAGAUCCUCCGCCUCGACCUCUCCAACAACACCUCCAUCGGCGCCCACGGUGCAGACUGGCUCACGCAACAGUAUAAUCUGUCCUCAUCCAACAAAAUUUCUGUCCUGACCCACUGCAACACCGGCUCCCUCGCCACCUCAGGCCAUGGCACCGCCCUCGGCAUUAUCCGCACUCUCCACUCCCGGCAACUCCUCUACCACGCUUACUGCACCGAAACCCGCCCAUACAACCAAGGCUCUCGCCUUACCGCCUUCGAACUCGUCUUCGAGGGCAUCCCCUCGACCCUCAUAACCGACAGCAUGGCCGCCGCAUUGUUUAAGCUCCGCCGCGAGUCGGACAAAAUCGGCGCCGUAAUCGUCGGCGCAGACCGCGUCGCCCGCAAUGGGGACACAGCCAACAAAAUCGGCACAUAUGCACUCGCCGUGCUGGCGAAGCACCACGGGGUGAAGUUCAUUGUUGCUGCGCCCACGACCUCGAUCGAUCUGGAAACUGAGUCAGGAGAUGGGAUUAAGAUCGAAGAGCGGAAGAAGGAAGAGCUGACGCAGAUCAGCGGGGCGGUGAUCCGCGAGGAUGGGAGCGUUGAUACCAGUCGGACAGUGAGGGUCGCGACGGCGGACCAGAGGAUUGAUGUGUGGAAUCCGGCGUUUGACGUCACGCCUGCGGAGUUGAUUGAUGCGAUUGUCACGGAGAGAGGGACCGUUGUGAAGGGGCCCAACGGGAGAUUUGAUUUUAAGGAGGUGUUGCCAGAGAGGUGGCGGUGGUAA
Messenger RNA from Thermochaetoides thermophila DSM 1495, 1149 nucleotides. Its product is annotated as putative translation initiation factor. NCBI's taxonomy places the organism in Eukaryota, Fungi, Ascomycota, Sordariomycetes, Sordariales, Chaetomiaceae. The transcript has 2 exons. The record is from RefSeq and is a predicted model, not a curated record. Gene Ontology annotation, molecular function: S-methyl-5-thioribose-1-phosphate isomerase activity. The coding region runs from base 1 to 1149 and encodes 382 amino acids.